This is a messenger RNA of Caenorhabditis sp. 36 PRJEB53466, 946 nucleotides long. The record is from the annotation of a GenBank genome assembly. NCBI's taxonomy places the organism in Eukaryota, Metazoa, Nematoda, Chromadorea, Rhabditida, Rhabditidae.
AUGGAGGACAACAAAAUCAAGGUGAGUAGGGACCGUUCCAAACGGUGCCGGACGAUCGAUCCGAUUCCAGGCCUACCGUCUCAUCGGCUACGCGGCCGUCUCUCUUUCCGCCGUCGGCAUUCUCUCCGUCUGCAUCACGCUCCCGCUCGUCUACUCGUACGUCUCGAACCUCCGCUCCCAGAUGCACUCGGAGCUCCGCCACUGCCGUGACACCGUCAACACCGUCUACGCCACGGCCGUCGCGAUGCCGUCGCUUCCCGGCCGUGCGAACCGUACCGCCCGUCAGGCCGGCUACGACAUCGCCGUGCAGGAGGCUCCGGCUCAGGAAGCUUGCGAUGGGUGCUGUCUGCCCGGCGCUGCUGGGCCAGUUGGAGCCGCCGGAACCCCGGGACGUCCAGGACGCCCAGGAGCUCCGGGAGCCCCAGGACACCCAGGAAAGCCGCCACAGUCGCCGUGCGAGCCACUGACUCCACCACCAUGCCCAGCCUGCCCACCAGGACCACCAGGAGCGCCAGGAGCACCAGGAAAGCCAGGAGCCGAGGGACCACCGGGAGGACCAGGACACGACGGAGCGAACGGAGGACCAGGAGGGCCAGGAGCUGAAGGACCACACGGACCAAACGGACACCCAGGAAAGCCAGGACCACAGGGACCACAGGGACCACCAGGACAUUCGGACGGGCCGAAGCCAGGACAACCAGGACAGCCGGGAAGAGCGGGACCACGUGGACCACGCGGAAUCGCCGGACUCAAGGGCAAGGACGGAGCCCCAGGAGCGCCUGGACAGCCGGGACCACGCGGAGGACCGGGAGAACCGGGACUCGACGGAGCUCCAGGACAGCCGGGAGUCGCCGGAGCCGACGGAACCCCAGGAGAGAAGGGAAUCUGCCCCAAGUACUGCGCCAUCGACGGUGGCGUCUUCUUCGAGGACGGAUCCAGACGCUAG